This is a messenger RNA of Closterium sp. Naga37s-1, 1686 nucleotides long. NCBI's taxonomy places the organism in Eukaryota, Viridiplantae, Streptophyta, Zygnematophyceae, Desmidiales, Closteriaceae. The record is from the annotation of a GenBank genome assembly.
AUGCUGCAGCAGAUGCUGUGGGAGCAAGCCAAGUGGACCCUUCUAGACGCCAUUCGCAGCGGCAAUGCGACGGCCGGCGGCGUUGCGACGGGAGAUGGUAACCACACUCUCCCGAAAGGGUCUAUCGUGGUUCGCGUGCCGUAUGGCGCUCCUCCUCCGGGGCAGUCGUCGGGUGUUGGGACUGGGGCCGAUGCCCCGCAGUUGAGCGCAAAUUCCGCCCCGCUCGCCCUCGUGAGCCCCCUCGUGGCUCUCCGCGUGUUCGACCUCUCCCCCCUGCUCCUCGCCAAAGGUCCACGCGCGGGGGAAGCUAGUGCGCAGGCGGAGGGGGACGGGACGGGGGAGGUGAUGGGGGCGGAGGAGGAGGCGUGGGAGGUGGUUGCGCCAGGGCCUGCGCGGAUUGAGGUGAGGCUGGCGGUGGAAGGGGGGAAGGGAGGGGAGCAACGGCCAGGCGGACAGGCAGCGGGGCAAGCACGGCGCACAGGAGCUGGUGGUGAUAGUGGUGAGACCUACUGCGCUGUGAUAGGUGGAGGCACCAGCGGUGGCGGCAGCGGGAGCGGUGGUGGUGGUGAUGGGGGCGUGGCCUGGGACACGUCGCCGGUCUUGACACGUGCAGAGAAGCGCAGCAUCAGCAGCAGCAGCAGCAGCAGCAGCAGCUCAUCAGGCUCUAGCUAUGUGUGCACAUCCCCACGGCUGGGUACCUACACACUCGUUCAAUACCUGCAGUCACCCGAUGGACCUACUCCUUCCCCCUCGCCUUCCCCCUCUCCUGCUCCUUCUCCUCCCCCCACACCUUCUCCCUCCCCUCCCCCCUCACCUUCUCCCUCCCCUUCCCCCUCACCGUCCCCCGCCCCUUCCCCUUCACCGUCCCCUUCCCCCACUCCCGUCCCUACUCCCCCACCUGACAGCUCCGCUCCACCUCCCACCACCACCACCACCACCUCCUCUUCCUCUUCCUCCUCCCUGUCCUCCCCAAAGCUGGUGCUGUCGCUGGCGCUGGUGGCGGCUGCGAGUGUGGCGAUGGUGGUCUUCGCCUGCAUCCUCACGCACCUGCUGUGCCGCAUUCGCGAGUGGGACGAGGAGGCCAAGGAGGCGGCGGGGGUAGUGAAAGCCACUGUUCCUCUGUGCGCCUCUCUACCACAGGUGCACCAUCGCCUCCCUGCUCUUGCUCUUGCUCUUGCUCUUGCUGUUGCUGCUGCUGCUGCUGCUGCUGCUGCUGCUGCUGCUGCUGCUGCUGCUGCUGCUGCUGCUGCUGCUGCUGCUGCUGCUGCUGCUGCUGCUGCUGCUGCUGCUGCUGCUGCUGCUGCUGCUGCUGCUGCUGCUGCUGCUGCUGCUGCUGCUGCUGCUGCUGCUGCUGCUGCUGCUGCUGCUGCUGCUGCUGCUGCUGCUGCUGCUGCUGCUGCUGCUGCUGCUGCUGCUGCUGCUGCUGCUGCUGCUGCUGCUGCUGCUGCUGCUGCUGCUGCUGCUGCUGCUGCUGCUGCUGCUGCUGCUGCUGCUGCUGCUGCUGCUGCUGCUGCUGCUGCUGCUGCUGCUGCUGCUGCUGCUGCUGCUGCUGCUGCUGCUGCUGCUGCUGCUGCUGCUGCUGCUGCUGCUGCUGCUGUUGUGGUGGCAGCGGCAGCGGUGGCAAGAGCCCGUGCUGUCGUAACAGGCUGUAUUGCUGCUGUACCGGAUCCUGCUGUGCCGCCUUAA